Molecule: messenger RNA, 3141 nt
Organism: Oreochromis niloticus (Nile tilapia)
Lineage: Eukaryota; Metazoa; Chordata; Actinopteri; Cichliformes; Cichlidae
Product: protein piccolo-like
Exons: 2
Coding region: 1683-3044 (453 amino acids)
Source: RefSeq, a predicted model, not a curated record
CCUCAAGAGCAUAUUUUAGUUCUCUGUCUUCCUGUGUUCAAUGUCAAGCCCAAAUAAAGGCUCGUCUUCAGUUUGAGAUUCAGUACCGUCUCCUCACAUGUGUCUGCUCUUGGGUCCACCUCACACACUCCACACGUGACAGCACGACGCAACCAUGUCAGACCAAGAAAGAUAAUCAAGGCGGUGGAACUGUGAUGUUGCCAGUGGACGCAAAGCUCUGGAGAGGAGGAUGGGGAGGAGGUACUUGACCUGCUGUGGGUAAGUGUCGCUGGUUUUCCUUGGUUAUGGGAGGCAGUACCUCCCCUGAUCUCGGACGACAUCCACACCAUCCUCCAACCCCGUCCUCAGCAGCAGCUGUCCAGCACGUUGUUGUGCUGUCACAGCCCCGCUGUCGCGCAGUUUCUUCGCCGCCAUCUCUGCAGCCUUGAAAGCCCGAGGCCGUUAGAGUUGGCUCGCUGAGGUUCGCCACGGCGCCUCAUCCUUCAGCACCAUCACUGCCUCUCAGCUCGUCAGUCACCACAUCCUCACCAGAGACUAGCUGCACUCCCUCCACUGUUCAGGGCACGUUGGACUCCAUAGACUUUAAUCAGAAUGAGUGGCAGCAAGCUACAUGUGCUCUGCUGGAGGAAGAGCCCCGGUGGAAGCCGUGGCUCACCCCUAACUAUGAGUGCGUUUUGUGGGGAACUUGCCUGGCUCUCGGGAGCCCCCGAGCUACCAGGGACUCCCAUCAAUCGCUCUGCCGGCUCCCACUGUCAAGAGAAAGCAGUGUGCUCGUUGCCAACACUCUGCACAACAGACGGUGAGGGACUUUGUUUUUGCCCCUAACGUCUUCUGUAAAGGGGAGAUUAUGACAAGUACUGUGUUGCCGGUUGAUGGGCCUGGCUUUAAGGAAAAAGUUCAUGUCAAGCAGACAUCAAAGACUGACAUUACUCCUGCCAUGGCACUCAGGAACAAGAUGACUGUAAGUGGGGCAGCUAGCAGCAAUUCCGCUAGCACAAGGGCUAUUAUUGAGCCACAAGGGAUGGCUUCCACAGACUGUCUUAUUCCACUAUACAUUUAUUUAGGCUCUCAGUGUGUUGAUCUUGCUUAAGACUGUUCUGUUAUCGAGUCUGUAAAUCAAAUGUUGACAAUGUGCAAUCCAGGGUUAAAUCAUGUACUCUCUGACACAGAUUCCAGGGAAUGUUAUGCUUUGGCUAGCCCUUGUAAUAGUAGGUCUGAUCAUGAAAUCUAAGUAAUGUGCCCAUGAAGAAUGAUAUGAGUAUUCUACAUGAAACAGAACUGAGUAAUUCUAAGUCUGAGAUUUUGUCUGAUUCAUACCAUGUACUCCUAAGCACUGAGUUUAAUUGUUCAGAGGAAGCAACUAAAGAAAACAUAGCUCAUGUAAACAGCGCUGUAGAAUCAGAGACUGUCUUCAGUGUUGCUUCUAUAACUGAGCCUCAAGAAAUUAAUGUUUUGGACCCCAUGGUUAAUCAGUGUUACCUGUCACUGAAGACAACUCGGAAGGCCAGUGAGGGACUGAACCUUCUAACUCCCAGUUAAAUGACUCCGAAUCUGAGAUUAGUGACCAUGAACUCACUCUAGUUGGUAAGGUCGCCACUAUGAAUUCUGGGUAUGGGAACUUUGUCUCUGAGAUACACCCUUCUUGAUUUCAUGACAACAGAGCUACUGUUUCCUCCUCUGCCAUGAGUAAUUCUUUUCGGGACUUACAGCCAGGUGGUGAACUUAAGAACUGUGAGUUCAUGGACAUGUUAUUUAAGAAUGUAUCUUGUGUGUCAGAAUAUGCUCAGCCAGAAUCUGUCAUGACUCAUGCUAAAGGGGCUAUGAAUAACUCGGGUUGUAUUCCUUGUUCUGAGAGUUUUAAACAGGCUGUGUUGGCUGAGCUGACUUCCUCCAUGAAUGUAACGCCGUCAAGGUCAUGUCAUGAGUCAGAGACAACUGUGUCUGGCUCCACAGAGAAAACAACCAAGGACAACAGAAACCACGUUAAUGACUUAGUAAAAUCUAGUAUUGUUUCUUGUGUUGCUCCCUUAGCCGCACCUCAUGAGGCUUAUGAGGCAGAGGCUCAUGUUCAGUGUACUUUGGAUUUCUGUGAAAUGAAGAAUAACACUGUGUGUGAUAUAGGCCCAGAACCUGAUAAUGUACACCUAGGUAAUGUUUCCACUAGCAGCAAUGUGAAUAUUGUUCACGUGACCAGGUUAAUUCACUUUAAGUCUGAGACAAUGAACGGCUCAGGACCUGGGAUCAUUAAGACUGUUCACUUCGUGGAUUCUAGUUUGGAAGCUGUGGGCACUAAGGGCUCUUUUACACCUGCCAUCUCAGACUAUCGAGUUAUGUCCCAACAGACUGUUUCUCCCCAGGCUUUUGCUCAGCUACCUACCAAGCUUUUAGCUCAGCCUCCUGUUCAGUCAGCAGCUCAGCCUCUCACGCCCCUAUCAAUCACGUCAGCUGAGGUUUCCGGAGAACCACUCCAGCGUCAUGCCUUGUCAGCUGGAGGGUCCAAGGAGCCUGUCCAGCAUCAUGUUUCAUCAGCUUGGGGUUUAGGUGAACCGCUCCAGCUUAAUGUCUCGUCAGCUGGGGGUUCCGAGGAGCCGCUCCACCAUCAUGUCUCGUUCGCUGGGGGUUCAGAGGAGUCCGUCCAGCAUCAUGUCUCGUCAGCUGGAGGGUCUGAGGGGCUUGUUCAGCCAUCAGUGCCACCAUCCACACCAGCAGAUCCUCCACCUGCGGCUGCCACGCCGCCAUCUGAUCCUGGCUCAUCUGGUCCAGGCUCAUCUGGUCCAGCCUCGUCUGGUACUGACUUGUCUCGUCCUGUGAAUACCAUGUCGCCUGCACAUCCACGGCCCAUGCACCCGGCACCUGCCAAGCAACGUCCCAUGCACUGGCCGUCAACCAAGACAUGCAAGGCUCUUCAGCCACACCUACACCACCUCCAUUGCAGCCUUCCACAACGUCAACCUCCAAACCUGCCCCUUCGCAGUCGUCACUGCCUCCCACGUGGGCGGCACCUGUUUUGUUUUGGACUCUGGUGUUGUUGGCUUUUGGGUUGACCUCCUGAAUGGAGGCUUCAUGGACUUUUGGGCCGCCAACCUCCAGGUCGGACCCUUGAACUUCUAUAUUAGACUUUUGACACGGACUAUGACAGAA